Molecule: messenger RNA, 333 nt
Organism: Ichthyophthirius multifiliis
Lineage: Eukaryota; Ciliophora; Oligohymenophorea; Hymenostomatida
Exons: 3
Source: RefSeq, a predicted model, not a curated record
AUGAAGAAAACCUUCAGUUUUCUAAAUAGGAAUUAUAAAGAAAAUAAUAAUUAAUAUAAUAAGAUAUUGAUUAAUAGGAAUUAACAUAAAUAAGAAUUGAAGAAAUAAGAAUUAGUAUAAUUGAACUUUAAGGUAAAAUAAAUGAAAGAUUAAUCAAAGUAAAUGAUGAAAAUUAAAAAACAAUAUUGGAUUUAAUUUCUUUAAAAUCAGAUAUAGAAUCAAAAUUAAAAUAGCAAUUAUAAGAAAUGGAAACAAAUAAAACUACAAGUAGAAUAUUAGAAGAUUCAUUAAGAGAUACUUAAAAACUAAAUGAACAAUAUUUAAAUUAAAUGA